CGAAGGUUUCGAAUUCAGAGUGAAUUUUAUUACUGCUGUGUUUAUAAAGAACAAUUAUUUACUGUAGAUCUGAGAAUUUACCACAUUCAGUAAAGAAUCAGUUUACAAUUUCUUUUGAGAUCUUUAAUGACUUGAUCUAAAAAAUUCUGAAAAAUCUAAUCUAAAUGUAAUAAAUUAAACCUGUGUGAAUGAUUAACAUUAAGCUAUUUAUAAUCGUGCUGUGGAAAAUAUUUCUGAGGAAUAGAGCUUAUCUCAGUUAUACUGUAUUAUAUAUUUUCUUCUGUUCCUAAUAAAGUGGCCAUAUAAUUGAUAGAAUUUGCAUGUUUUACAGAAAUUGUUUUUUUCAUGCGCGCGUGUGUGUGUGUUCCAGCAUCUUGUUUGCAAAUAUCACACUGAAUCUAAAAUGAGUAUUUUUAGAGAACAGAACAUUGAGAAAGAGCGAAGUCUGAUUCAGGCUGAAAGAUCAGACUCCCCUGAACUCAGCAAUCUGUCUAUGAGAUCAAUGGAACCUCCAUAUAACAUCAGAGCUAAAAACAGCUCUACUGACCUCAGUGUGUGUCCUGGGUUGAUGGAGGGUGAGAGAUCAGAUUCUCCUGAACCAAGCCAUAUGUCUAUGAAGAGUGACCAGUCAAUGGAACCUCCAUAUAACAUCUGCAGUGCAGACAGAGUGGGUUCUACUGACCUGAGACAAAAUAAGACAACAGAAAUAAUCAAGAGAAAUCAAUGGAAGUCCAUAUUCAAGGAUCUGGAACACAAAGUCAUCAAUCUACUGAAGAAUGAGAUAAACAAAUAUAGAAUAUUAUUAAAUCUAGAUUACCCAGAAUGCACUGAGAGGGAAGUUGAAGAUGAGAAGGAUCAGAGCCCUGUUUGUGAGGGUGCACUGAAGAUCACACUGCAUGUCCUACAAGAAAUGGACCAUUCAGAUCUUGCCAUCGCACUGCAGAGCAAGCUGGACUCUGUGAAUCAUAUAAACUUUAAAUCUAACCUGAUAAAGAAAUACGGGAGAAUUAAUGAAGGAAUCUCUCAGUAUAGAAGCGCACUUCUGAAUGAGAUCUACACAGAGCUCUACAUCACAGAGGGCUGGAGUGAAGACAUCAAUAAUAAACAUGAGGUUAGACAGAUUGAGACAAUGUUCAGGAGACCAGCAACACAGGAGACACCCAUCAAAUGUAAUGAUCUCUUUAAAAACAAGACCAUCAGACGUGUGCUGACUAAAGGAGUCGCUGGAAUUGGAAAAACAGUCUCUGUGCAGAAGUUCAUUCUGGACUGGGCUGAAGGAAAAGCAAAUCAGGACGUCACCUUCAUGUUUCCACUUCCUUUUAGAGAUCUAAAUUUGAUCAAGCAGAAAACAUUCAGUCUGAUGGAUCUUCUUCAUCAUUUCUUUCCAAAGAUAAGAAAACUAGAAUUAAUGAACUGUGACUCCUACAAAGUCAUCUUCAUCUUUGAUGGUCUGGAUGAGUGUCGACUUCCUCUUAAUUUCCAGAACAAUGAGAGAUUGUGUGAUGUGACAGAAUCGGCCUCAGUGGAUGUGCUUCUGACGAACCUCAUCAAGGGGAAUCUGCUUCCCUCUGCUCUCAUCUGGAUCACCUCUCGACCAGGAGCAGCCAAUCAGAUCCCUCCUGAGUGUGUAGACCAGGUAACAGAGAUACGAGGGUUCAGUGAUCCUCAGAAAGAAGAAUACUUCAAGAGAAGGAUCAGUGAUCAGCGCCUAGCCAAUAACAUAAUCACACACAUGAAGUCUUCCAGAAGCCUGUACAUCAUGUGUCAUAUUCCAGUCUUCUGCUGGAUCUCAGCCACUGUUCUGGAGAGAAUGUUGGGUGAAGCAGAUAGUUGCGAGAUUCCCAAGACUCUGACUCAAAUGUUCACACACUUCCUGAUCGUUCAGAUUAAAUACAAUGAACUAAAGUACAAACAGAAAUGUGACUCUGACCCUUUCAAGUUUAGAGAGAGUAUCCUGGCACUGGGAAAACUGGCUUUCCAGCAGCUGGAGAAAGGAAACCUGAUCUUCUAUGAGGAAGACCUAAGACAGUGUGACAUUGAUGUUAGAGAAGUGUCAGUGUACUCAGGAGUGUGUACUCAGAUCUUCAGAGAGGAGUCUGGGCUUCACCUGGAGAAGGUGUUUAGCUUUGUACAUCUGAGUGUUCAGGAGUUUCUGGCUGCUUUGUAUGUAUUAAGUACCUUCAUCUUAAAAAAAAUAAAUGUGAUCAGGGAGAAAAAUAAUUUUUUUUAUGUCUUUAAUAAACCAAGCAUGAUUGAGCUCCUGAAGAAUGCAGUAGACAAGGCAUUCCAGAGUAAGAAUGGUCACCUGGACUUGUUCCUCUGCUUCCUUCUGGGUCUCUCACUGGAAUCCAAUCAGACUCUCUUACAAGGAUUAAUACUGAAGACAGGAAGCAGUUGUGAAUGCAGAGAAGAAAUAAUUGAGUACAUAAAGUGUAGGAUCAGGAGCAAACCAUCUCCAGAGAAAUCUAUCAAUCUGUUCCACUGUCUGAAUGAACUGAAUGAUCAUUCUCUCGUGAAGGAAAUCCAAUCUUACCUGAACAGAGAGGGUAAAAGUGCUCUCAAUGGAGCUCGUCUUUCUCCUGCUCAUUGGUCAGCUCUGGUGUUUGUGUUACUGAAAUCACAAGAGGAAAUGACUGAGUUUGACUUGACAAAAUAUCAACCAUCUGAGGAAUGUCUUCUGUGGCUGAUGCCAGUGCUUAAAGUAUCAGUCAAAGCUGUGCUGAGUAUGAGUAAUCUGGGAGAGAGAAGCUGUGGAGCUCUGUCCUUGUUCCUCAGCUCAUCCUCCUCCUGUCUGAGAGAACUGGACUUGAGUCAAAACAAACUGAAGGAUGCCGGAAUGAAGCUGCUCUCUGAAGGACUGCAGAGUUCACACUGUAAACUAAAGAUACUGUGGUUGUGUGAUUGUCAUCUUACACAGAGAAGCUGUACAAUUCUGUCUUCAGUUCUCAGCUUGAACUCAUGCUGUCUGAAAGAACUGAACCUUAGUGGAAAUAAACUGCUGGAUUCAGGAGUGAAGGAGCUUUCUGAGGGACUGAAACAUCCACACUGCAAACUGGAGAGUCUCUGGCUGCGCGCAUGUGAUCUAAAAGAAGAAAGCUGUAGCUAUCUGUCCUCAGUUCUCAGCUCGAACUCCUCCUGUCUGAUGGAACUGUACCUGAGGGCCAAUGACCUGCAAGAUAAAGGAGUGAUGUUCCUCUCUGAUGGCCUGAAGAAUCCACACUGCAAAUUGAAGACACUGGGGUUGGUCAGUUGUAAAAUCACAGAUGAAGGAGUUAAAGCUCUGGUUUCAGCUCUGAGGUCAAACACCUCAUCACAGCUGAAAGCACUGGAUCUGUAUGGAAAUAAACCAGGAGACUCUGGAAUGAAACUAAUAAACGAUCUACUGCAGGACCAAAACUAUAAACUGGAGUCUUUAGACAUCCAGACAUAACCUGUAAGUGCUGCUGACUCUGAACAUGAAUCAAACUCUGGUGAUGGAGAUAUAAUCCUACAACUGAACCACAUUUCUGCAGACUGGCUGCAGAGGAACUCCC
Silurus meridionalis is the source of this 3533-nucleotide messenger RNA. RefSeq names its product NLR family CARD domain-containing protein 3-like. NCBI's taxonomy places the organism in Eukaryota, Metazoa, Chordata, Actinopteri, Siluriformes, Siluridae. The transcript is spliced from 11 exons. The record is from RefSeq and is a predicted model, not a curated record. Gene Ontology annotation, molecular function: protein binding. Bases 404 to 3430 code for a protein of 1008 amino acids.